AUGUUCACGACUCCUUUGAACCUUCCCGGGGUCGUUACACCGUUCGGGAGCACUCUCCCAGCUUACAUUCAGCCAAUACCCUCAAGCAUUGCCGUUGAGGACCUCGAAUACCUCCACAAAAUGGAAGCUUUCACUGUCCCAGACACAAAUUUGCGCAACCAAUUACUGCAUUCUUACGUACAACACGUACAUCCUUAUCAUCCCGUCAUCGACCUAGAGGAUUUUCUCCUCGCGGUUGAGAGAAAUAACCUAAACAACACCGUCAGCCUUUUCCUUUUCCAAGCCGUAAUGUUCGCUGGAGCUGUCCACGUCGAUAUUGAAGACUCAGCAUCGUACGGCUACGCGACAAAAAAGGGUUUAAAAAGGACUUUAUUCAAAAGACUUAGGCUACUGUAUGACUUCGACUAUGAGACCGACCAGAUCACGAUUCUUCAAGGGGUGCUGCUGAUGACUUAUUGGUACGAAAACAUGAACGAGCCCAAAGACGUUACGUAUUGGUUGGAUAUUGCCAUCUCCAUGACGCGAAUGAUCGAUUUGACGCCUCAGAGGUCCGGAUUCCAUUCUGACUCUAAGAGCUUGCGGAGCCGCCGCCUAUGCAAACGCAUUUGGUGGUCAUGCUUCAUCCGAGAUCGACUGAUUGCCCUUGAUCUUUCUCGCUCCGCGCGAAUGUCUCUCGCAGCCGGUGACGUCCCAAUGCUUGAAGUCUCAGACUUUGAGACGAGAAAAUUACCUGCCGAACUUACUCAACUAUUGGGGGGCUGCUCUACGGUGGAAAGCUGCGAAAAGCGCAUGGCCUUGGCCCAAAUGUGCAUUGCCUUGGCUCAACUGUGUGUUGAUAUUGAACCGAUACUCAACAAGCAACUUGACCACCAGCAAGAGCUGGGAGUGCUGCAAACCAAUGUCAUACACCGGCUGUCGAAAACAAUAUCCAUCAGUGUCCAUGAAGCCUUUCGGUACGAUCAACAGCUCAGCAAGUGGUGCCAGAAUUUGGAUCUGCAGAAUCUGCAUGACUUCAGCCCCAGCACCUACGGCCGGAAGUCCGCCAUCGAUUGUAAAGCUAUACAUCUGCAUCGCGCUCUCCUGGCUAGCACCUACCACGCGGUGAUGAUUGUGCUUUAUCGUCCAUUGUGCUGGGACUCGGAGGUUGCAGCCGCGCCCGAGAUACGGGCCCUGGCCGAGAGGAAAGUUCGCGAAGCUGCGAAUCGAAUCACAACGAUCUAUCGGGAUCUACUUGCUCACGAGUUGCUGAGCCACCUGCCCUACACCGGAGUCACCUGCCUUCUAUAUGCCGUAGACGUCCAUUUGCACGACAUGGACUCCGCAGAUUCCGCCAUUAACGUAGCUGGCAUUUACAAGUUGCGGACCUGCAUACGAACGCUGGAGCGACUGCGGCAGAGGUAUUCUUUGACCGGCCUGAAUUCCUGGCUUAUCAAUACGCCGACCCGACACAGUCGAUUGAAAUGCGACACUUCUAACACUGCCGAAAUAGACAGGAUGAGUACGGUAUCGUCCAGAGAUUAUUCAAUAGAGCCAGACAAAACCCCGGCAAAGCGCGCGCGCACGGCUUCCCCAGAGGAAAUGAAGACGGACCAGUAUCGCACGCACGGCCCAAUGUGGUCAUCAGAAACACCUGAUAAUCUCUCGGCCGUCACGACUCCCAGUCUGGAAGGUUCGGACGGGACUUCGUGCUCAACCGGCACGGAGAGGGGGACAAUCAACUGGGUCAACGUUGGUUCCCAGGAUGCACAUGAGGAUCAAAGAGCAAUUGACCCACGGAAGCUGACGCCGAUUGACGAAUUCUGUGCAGAUCUGCCAGAUGGCUCCAUUUUUUGCGCUGCGGGCGAGGACAGUCUCCACGCCGGUCUGCAGUGGCUGCAAGAAUUCGAUUUCAACAUGUCAGACGAGGCAAACGCAGAUUUCGAAUUGAGCACUCAGCAGAGUCCGGGUUGA
This is a messenger RNA of Exophiala viscosa, 1950 nucleotides long. RefSeq names its product fungal-specific transcription factor domain-containing protein. The coding region runs from base 1 to 1950 and encodes 649 amino acids. Lineage: Eukaryota; Fungi; Ascomycota; Eurotiomycetes; Chaetothyriales; Herpotrichiellaceae. The record is from RefSeq and is a predicted model, not a curated record. Gene Ontology annotation, biological process: DNA-templated transcription. Gene Ontology annotation, molecular function: DNA binding; zinc ion binding. The transcript has a single exon.